Molecule: messenger RNA, 1352 nt
Organism: Cynara cardunculus var. scolymus (artichoke)
Lineage: Eukaryota; Viridiplantae; Streptophyta; Magnoliopsida; Asterales; Asteraceae
Product: aldose 1-epimerase
Exons: 5
Coding region: 228-1241 (337 amino acids)
Biological process (GO): glucose metabolic process; beta-D-galactose catabolic process via UDP-galactose, Leloir pathway
Molecular function (GO): carbohydrate binding; aldose 1-epimerase activity
Source: RefSeq, a predicted model, not a curated record
CGGAUCAAAAGGCGUCGGACGGUGUAAAGUCGGAAUCCAUAGUUACCGAUUCCAUCUAUCACCAGAAGAAAACCUCUGAUUCUUCCAUCGAUCCUACAAUCCGAUCUCCAUAACUGCAUUUGAUUCAUUCUACCCGAAACGCCCUCUAAAUCCAUCUUAUUUUUCUCUAUAAAUUUUCAUCUACGCACUUGCCAUCAUCCAUCCAUUCAUUCCUUGAACCGUUACCAAUGGCAGAACAAAAACCACAGCUCUUUGAACUCAACAAUGGAAAAAUGAAGGUUAUCGUCUCCAACUAUGGCUGCAUCAUCACUUCCUUGUUCGUUCCUGAUAAAGAUGGAAAAUUGGGUGAUGUUGUUCUUGGAUUUGACUCUCUCGAACCCUAUCUGAAAGGUGCUGCACCCUACUUUGGUUGCAUUGUUGGAAGGGUUGCAAAUAGGAUUAAGGAGGGGAAGUUCACACUCAAUGGGACGGAAUAUUCGUUGCCAAUUAACAACGGUCCAAACAGUCUCCAUGGUGGGCUUAAAGGAUUUGACAAGGUAGUUUGGGAAGUCGUUGAACAUAAACAAGGCGACAAUCCGUCAAUAACCUUUAAGUAUCGUGCUUGUGAUGGGGAAGAAGGUUACCCCGGAGAUCUUUCCGUCACUGCAACUUACACUCUUACUUCAGCAACUGCAUUGAGGCUCGACAUGGAAGCAGUUCCCGAGAAUAAGCCAACACCCGUUAAUUUAGCUCAACAUACCUACUGGAAUCUGGCAGGCCACAAUUCUGGUUCCAUUCUCGACCAUUCAGCGCAGAUUUGGGCAAAAUACAUCACUCCCGUGGAUCAACACACAAUCCCGACCGGCGAGAUCAAACCCGUCGCAGGAACUCCAUUCGACUUCACCAACGAGAAGAAAAUCGGCACUUCUAUCCACGAGGUUGGUUUAGGGUACGACCACAACUACGUGCUCGAUUGUGGGGAAGAAAAAUCAGGCUUGAAACGUGCUGUGAAACUGAAGGACCCAUCGAGCUCAAGAGUUCUCAACUUGUGGACCAAUGCCCCCGGAAUGCAGUUUUAUACGGCUAAUUACGUAAAGGGGAUAGUCGGGAAAGGCGGAGCCGUGUAUGAAAAACACGGAGGAGUGUGUUUGGAGACGCAGGGGUUUCCGAAUGCCGUCAACCAAGCGAAUUUCCCGUCGGUUGUCGUUCAACCUGGCGGUAAGUAUCUACAUAGUAUGCUGUACGAGUUCUCGGUCGAAUAAGGCUUUAUUUUUCUGUGUUAAUUAGAUUUCGCAUAAGUUGGUGAACUCCGUGUGCUUGUUUCGAAAUAAUGUUUGGUUAUGAAAACGCUUCUAAAUUUUGAACUUAUUUGA